CCGAAAAGUCACAUGAAACAAGAGGCGAAUGAAGAGAGUGAAAAUUAUAUAAAUAUUUUUGUGUCAGAGCAAAAUAUAAUUUCUCUUGGUUCGCAAAUAUUUUUCAUCAAGUGGAAAUAAUUGCUUGAUUUUUAUAAGUACUUUUAUGUGCAAUGGCACUUAUUGACGUUGAUUCAGAUCCUUGGCAAUCAGAGCUCCGGGGAUGCGAAAAUCUUUCAUAUGAGAUUACGGAGUUUUUGUCUACCAGAAGCAGAGAGCCGAAUAGGACAACAGAUAACUAUGCAAGACUGUCGACCAACAUCCGAGUCCGGCUGAAGCAAUUUUCUGUGCAGAUUCAGCAGCUGGAAAAUGGUCCAUUGCCUAGGCUUAUUACUGGAGAAGAGAGGGAGAGGAGAAUGCGAGAGGUCGAGACUUUGAAAAGUCGACUAGUUAGACUCCAAAAUCAAUUUGAAGACAGAGUGAACCAUCCAAGAAUUCCUGAAUAUGCAGAACAAAGUUCCUCUAUUCAAAGACCUUUUGGUGAAGCUUCCGGGGCCAUAGAGAUAAAGGGUCAGAUGAAGACCUUGGAAGAAGAACAAGAUAAAGGACUGGAGGCUUUGUCAAAAAUUGUAUCUCGUCAAAAGCAAAUAGCUGAAACUAUAGGAGGCGAGGUUGAAACCCAGAACGAAAUUUUGGAUGACCUGGCUGUGAGAAUCGACAGCACAGAUACCAAUUUAGUGACAGAAACUCGUCAUGUUGCGAUAAUCGACAGGAAAGAUGCUACCUGUGGAUACUGGGUCAUCAUUAUUUUGCUACUUAUUGCAAUUAUUGUUGUCUGGGUAAUUUAAAUAUUUUUAUAAUCUAUAGGUCUAACUAAGAAAAUACGCUUAAAUUUAUUUAUUAAUUAAGAAGAAGAAAACGUGCUAUUUGCGGUUCUUUAUAUAGUCCACAAAUUUGCGGUAAAGGCCUAGUAAUUGUAAUUUUUAUAAUAAAACAGUUUUUUUUUUAAAUUAUUUAACAUCAUUUUGCACUAUUUAUGCUGGAGUAAAUUUCUGUAUAUAAAGAAUUUAGCCAAAUUAUGUCUUAAUGUUUAUAAAUAAAGAUAAAUUUCAUUCAAGAUCUA
This is a messenger RNA of Neocloeon triangulifer, 1102 nucleotides long. Its product is annotated as syntaxin-8. Gene Ontology annotation, molecular function: SNAP receptor activity; SNARE binding. Gene Ontology annotation, cellular component: endomembrane system; SNARE complex. The transcript has 7 exons. Bases 153 to 827 code for a protein of 224 amino acids. Lineage: Eukaryota; Metazoa; Arthropoda; Insecta; Ephemeroptera; Baetidae. Gene Ontology annotation, biological process: vesicle fusion; intracellular protein transport. The record is from RefSeq and is a predicted model, not a curated record.